Molecule: messenger RNA, 3031 nt
Organism: Carassius auratus (goldfish)
Lineage: Eukaryota; Metazoa; Chordata; Actinopteri; Cypriniformes; Cyprinidae
Gene: cdc42ep2
Product: CDC42 effector protein (Rho GTPase binding) 2
Exons: 4
Coding region: 687-1592 (301 amino acids)
Biological process (GO): positive regulation of actin filament polymerization; Rho protein signal transduction; regulation of cell shape
Cellular component (GO): cytoplasm; plasma membrane; cytoskeleton
Molecular function (GO): small GTPase binding
Source: RefSeq, a predicted model, not a curated record
AUUCAACUGCCCACUGACCUGCAAACAAGGACUGACUGCAUGAAAUGCUCCUGUAGGCCUCUCAACGGGUCUCUUUAUAUACUUGCUCAGUAUGCAAACCCCCCGUUUAGUUUGUAUUGUACUGACCAACGGUCGUUCCUCCUCCUGUGUUUGUUAUGUUUUAAACUAUCAGGCCUGAUGAGUGCCAUUUAUCAAGUCUAUCAAGUGUUCAGAAUCGCUUGGUAACGCAGCACCGCUACUCUAAGGCCGAUUUAACCUCACCUCCAGCUCUCCCGGGCCCCGCUUUGUUCAGUCACAAUGGCGCGUUACCCAGCGACCGUUAAAACCGGCUGUGUGCAGCGCGAGGGGCUGGACCCUCACCCUCACUAAAGUGUCACAGAUGCUAAACUGUUGUCAAACUGUCUUUGAGCCCCAAACGGACUGGUAUAAUAUAUAAAGAAUGUCGUUAUUGGAUCACAAAAUUUGACACUGGAUCUAGGCGAAGGAAUUCUUUUCUGCAGGUUUUCAUGAGGAAAGAUAACAGAGCAGAAAUUAUAAUGAACAGUUUUGACCUCAGUCCUACACUUUUUACACUACUACGUUUUGGAUAAGAGUUUGAUCACACGGGCUUCUCAAAGGCAUACUGGAUUUUCAGCAUCUUAAACAAUGGCAGGAUUGUUCUCCUGAUAGGAAUACUGUCCUAUUGGAUGUGGCAUUCAAAUGUUUACAUGAAAAGACACUCUGAAGAAUUUUCCACAAGAAAGGAACAAAAAAAGUAUUCUGUUUUUGUCCAAUUGCCAAGCCUGUCUCUCUGUUGUUCAGGAGGACGCGGUGGGUCCGACAUGUCUGCCAAAGCCCCCAUAUACCUUAAACGACGAAGCCGCAAAGGAAAGAAGGAAAAGUUACGUGACCUUCUCUCGUCGGACAUGAUCAGCCCUCCACUGGGAGACUUCAGACACACCAUCCACAUCGGCAGUGGCGGGGGCGCAGAUGAUCUUUUCGGUGACCUAUCUUUCCUACAAGGUAAAUUUCACCUGUUACCAGGUCAAGAAGGUCACCAGGGGUCAUUCCAACUAAGUCGCACAGCGAGUGUAAGCAGUCACCCGCCGGCCUGCGAGAGCUCGCCGCUUUUGAAAAAUGCCUUGUCACUUCCUAUCAUUGGAGGGGUGCAGGCACUCACCCUUCCGGCCCCCACGGCCACAGCUCCUCUGACUUCAGCAGCGACGGCGGUCACUGAGGUCCCAACAGCACUGUCAACGACCCAACUACCCCCAGCAUCUCCAUCUCUCGCUCCACCUCCCAAACCUCCCAGACUGCACCUGGAAGAGAGGAGCGUGUCACGGCAUAUGUCACUGCCUGCAUCCUCAAGCCGCUCACCACUUCAUUUGCACACACACAAACAAAGUCCAGAUCCUGAGGAAAAUGAGAAGUGUGUGAAGGACGGAGAUGAGGAGGAGAAGCCGUAUCUGUCCAACGCUGGCUCUAUGCUUUCCCUUCAUCUGGACUUGGGGCCAUCGAUCCUAGAGGAUGUGCUUCAGAUCAUGGACAGCCAGAGAACAGGGACAUUCAGUGGGCGACUUACACCCAGUGGACGACAAGAGAUAUACACCUGAAAGUGAACAAGAGAUCCGAGUCAAAGCUUGAUGGUACAUAAAUGGACUAAUCACGUUUUUCUUCACAUAUUAAAACAGUUUGCCUUCAGAGAAAACUCAUUUAUCUGUUGUACAGUUGCAUUUGCUUGGGAAUUUUGACAUUUUUGGCUCAUCAUACAUAUAAUCUUUGGAAAAAACGUUGGAAGCGGGGCCAGUUCAAGCUGAAUGUUCUAUCGUUGCAUUUUUCUGGGUUCAAAUGGAAUUUAUUUCUCUUCAUUUUGGACAACCAUUACAAGAGUACACCAAUUCUGGCUACUCUUAGAUACAUUUUGAAACAUCUGAAAGCAUUUAAGCAAGCACGUGUAAAACUACCUGCAUUGUGCAUGUACCAUUACAGAGCAACACUACAGGAAAAGAAAAACUGACAUUUUUCUCUUUCAAAGCAGCAAUGACAUCAUCUCCCCCUCUGUGUUGUUGCAAUUUGUGUAAUCGGGUAAAAAUGCGCAGCUCCUCCCUAAUGAUCUGGACACACACACAUGCCAGGAGGCCUCUGCAUCUACACCCUUUCUCUUUUUGUUGGGAGUAGUUUCCAUUGUUCCGAAACAGAAACCCAAAGGCUGUUUUUUCACGGACCAGAAUAUAGAAUGUUUUCCUGUCAUAAAAUACCCUUUUUUUCACUGUUUGGUUAUUGUUGCAGUGUCUACAAUCCCCCAGGCUUUGACAGAUGAUCACUUUUCUUUGGCAGCAGUUUUUUUGAGUGGUGGGCCUUAAGGAAGGUUUUGUGUUAUCUUGGUAUCCCCCAUGUAACUUACCCCGCAUGGGUUAAUAAUGCUCUGUGCUUCCUGUUCACAGGUUAAGACAUAUUAGUAUUAAUAUUAUUUUGUUAUAUUAUAAUUUCUAAUAAAUAACUUUUAUUUAUUAAUUAACAUUUUUUAUUAAUUUACCACAAAGUGUAUCAAGCCGUUAAAAAGGCGGCAAACAUUAGCAGAAAUAGUCAUACUGCAAUAAACUUUAUAUGACACUACCUUUGCACUGUAACAGCAAUAACAAAAUCUACUGUAUUGAUUUACACUCAUCAGUUCUCAUAUUUAAAAAAAUAUCUACAUUUGGGAUUUGAAGCAUUCUCAUUUUUUCCUCUUCUCAAAAACUCUGUACCAAGUAGCAAGUGCUAGAUUCUUGGUUCCUUAUUUAUUUUUCUUUGUUCUUACAAGUGAAUUGUCUUACAGUUUCAUCCUUACAUUGUGAAUUUCAUUUUAAAGCUGAAUCUAUAUCCAAAAUCACAGUUCUGUGCACUUCAUUUCAUUUUUGAUAUACAUCUGAUCAUAUCGUAUGGUAUACCUUUGCAUUUGGCUAUGUACUUAUUUUUGUACAAAAUAACAACUCAUUUCAUUACACUAAAUAUGAUCAUUCUGAACAGGGAUGUAAAUGUUAGACAUAGAAUAAAUAAAUGUUAUCACUAA